Molecule: messenger RNA, 1046 nt
Organism: Paramecium primaurelia
Lineage: Eukaryota; Ciliophora; Oligohymenophorea; Peniculida; Parameciidae
Source: the annotation of a GenBank genome assembly
AUUUUAAAUAAUAAAGUCUAAAUGGGACCGUAUCUAAGCCAACCAAAAACAGAGAAGACUUCAGUUACAGGUUAAAAUUAGGUACUCCAAUAUGCUGCCACUCAUAUGCAAGGUAUUAAAUUAUGAAUAUAUUAGGAUGGAGAAAUACAAUGGAGGAUGCUCACAUUUCAGAUAUUAAUAUAGAGCCAGAUGUUCAUUUAUUUGCUGUUUUCGAUGGUCAUGGAGGAAGUGAAGUAGCAAUAUUUGCAGAAAAACAUUUCAAAGAAGAAUUGAUGAAGAAUAAAAACUAUCAAUCAAAAAAUUAUGAAAAGGCUUUGACAGAAACAUUUUUUAAAAUUGAUAAAAUGUUAUAAGAGCCAGCUGGUUAAGAUGAGUUAAAUAAAAUAAGAGGAGUAACUGACGAAGGUAAUAUAUAUCAAAAUUUUUUUAGCAUCUUUGGCUGGAUGUACUGCUAAUGUAGCUUUGAUUGUUGGCAAGAUAUUAUAUGUUGCUAAUGCUGGAGAUUCAAGAGCAUUUUUAAAUAGAGACGGAAAACCAUUUGACAUGAGUAAAGAUCAUAAGCCAGAUGACGAUUUAGAGAAAAAGAGAAUAGAAAGAGCUGGAGGUUUUGUUUCUGAUGGUCGUGCUAAUGGUUUAAUAUUUUAAUAAUAUAUAAGGAAAUCUUUCUUUAUCAAGAGCUUUGGGAGAUUUGGAAUAUAAAAAAGAUAAUAGAUUUAAGCCUGAGGAAUAGAUAAUCUCUGCAUUACCUGAUAUUAAAGUAACAUAAUUGACUCCUGCUGAUAAGUAAUUUUAAUAUAUUUUAAUUUUAUUAGAUUUUUAUUGAUGGGAUGUGAUGGAGUAUUUGAAACAUGGGAUCAUUAAUAAAUACUUAAUUUUGUUAAUUAAGAAUUGAAAAGUAGUCAAAAUCUAUAGAAGGCUACUGAAAAAUUGCUUGAUUAAUUGUUAGCAAAAGAUACAUCAAGUAAAUAUUUACAUCUAUUUUAUAGUGGGUACUGGCUGUGAUAAUAUGACUUGUAUUUUGAUUCAAUUUAAAUGAUGAAUCAAUU